AUGUGGCAGCCUUAUCGACUUGUAUAUUUGCUGCUUUUCAACCAGAUACUUCUUAUAUCAAUUUAUUCUGCAAAGACAAGUGAUCAAUUCAGAGAAAAUCUAAUAAUAAAGCCGUUACCGGACGGCAAAGUACUAACACAUUUUGAAUUCAGCAUUCAUUCAUCUAAUGUUGACGAAUCUGAUUAUGACCUUUUCCCACGAUCAAUCGGGCAAAUAUUCCAGACAUACAAAGCAAGAGAAUUACACCUAACUUUUACUCAAGGAAGAUGGAAUUAUGAAGGAUGGGGUUAUCCUAUUGCACCGUCUGCUGGUACGGGAGUUGAAUUGUGGGCUUGGCUAUGGAAGAAUGAGAAUUUAGAUAAGAAUUGGAGGUCAUUAACGAACGCUCUGGCGGGAGUGUUUUGCGCAUCACUCAAUUUCAUCGAUGAAAGAUCAACUGUUCAGCCGCGAUUAUCUUUUAGACCUGAAGGGGUAUAUAUUGAUUCUGAAUUGUUUAAUAGUGCUGAAUUAAGAUACGGGUCCUUACCUCAUGAGAAUGUUUGUACUGAGAAUUUGACUCCUUGGCUGAAGCUUCUUCCUUGUAAAUCAAAGGCGGGAAUCUCAUCUCUUCUGAAUAGCCAUAAACUUUACAAUUCCAAUUUCCAUUCAAUGAGUGUUCACGUCCAGCCUGUUUGUCAACAAAAAGAAUGCCAUAAUAGUCAGUUGGAAAUAUUGCAAACAGUAUCGACAGUAUUUGAUCCGGUGAGAGAGUCUGGGAAGAGAGAUUGGUCACUAUAUCAAUUGUUUGAUCGUGACAUUACCAGAGCAUGUCCAUUGGCCAUUGAAAGCAAUAUUGUCCUAAUGCUUCCUGAAGUAGAAGAUUAUUCAAUCGAUCCUGAACCAUUUAGUAUUCAAACAGUCGACAGUACAAAGAGGAGAUUCGGAGUUUAUGACUUGACGAAAUCGAAAACUAACUUUAAAUUAAUGAUGAAGUGGAAAGAAGCUUUUUUUGAGUAUGAUAUCAACCCUAUUCAACCGGAUGUUUACGCCCACCGAUAUUUCACUGGAUUUGGACAAGAACACGGAGGAAUUAAAGUCAACUUAUUUAACAGAAAUCCUACGAAUUCGAUAAAUAUUCAGUAUUGUGACGUAAUUCCGUGGUAUCUGAGACUGUAUAUGCACACUCUCAAAGUUACAGUGAACGGCAAUGAGAUAUCGUCAGGACCUUCCUAUCCAAUCAAGCAACUAUUCUACCAACUAGCAGUAGACCGAUCGAGGCCGUCAGUAAUGGAGGCGAACAUUUCACUGCCAGCAGACACUAUUACAACUCUGUCGAUAGAGUUUGAUAAAGCGUUCAUCAAAUACACCGAACAUCCACCAGAUGCCAAUCGAGGUUUUGACGUUGGGUCAGCGGUAAUCACGACAUUAAGUAAGGCUGAAUCCAAAUGGGAUUCCAUUCUCUAUCAGCAGACACAGGACGGGAUAUACACAGAGACUCUUCUUAUAAGCCUUCCCACGCCUGACUUUAGCAUGCCAUAUAACGUAAUAACAUUGACUUGUACAGUUAUCGCUUUGUUCUUUGGGAGCAUGUUUAAUCUUCUUACGAGGAGAUUUGUUGCAUUAGAUAGUGAAAAUCGCGAUAAAAAAUAG
Molecule: messenger RNA, 1629 nt
Organism: Paraglomus brasilianum
Lineage: Eukaryota; Fungi; Glomeromycota; Glomeromycetes; Paraglomerales; Paraglomeraceae
Source: the annotation of a GenBank genome assembly